CUUCGCCCUUCGGUUUACAACUAUAGAUGACAGAUGGAGUACACACCUGUAGUCCUGCUUGUUCUUGCGCUAAACUGCACCUUUCAGUCAUCCAGCAGCGCUAGCCCAGGCUCAUCCUACGGUGUUCAUUUGAAUGCUGAUGGAGCAUUCCAAUUCCCUGUAUUCCACAAAUAUCAUCCGUACUUGAAUUCGAUGGUCCAGGCUGCAAAUAUACCAGACUCCGCCGUCAUUGGGGACGACAGUAUCCGUAAAAACCAGUUCUUCAUGGGCAUUAGCCUUGGCACACCAGCUGUUUUUAAUCUUGUCACCAUUGAUACUGGCUCUACCAUCUCUUGGGUUCAGUGCCAAUACUGCAUUGUACAUUGCUAUACGCAAGACCAAAGGGCUGGGCCAACAUUCAACACGUCCAGUUCCUCGACUUACCGGAGAGUUGGAUGCUCAGCGCAGGUGUGCCAUGACAUGCACGUGAGCCAAAAUAUUCCUUCUGGCUGCGUCGAAGAGGAAGACUCUUGCAUCUACAGCUUACGGUAUGCAUCGGGAGAAUACUCGGCUGGGUACCUGAGCCAAGACAGGCUCACUCUUGCCAAUAGCUACAGCAUUCAGAAGUUCAUCUUUGGCUGCGGUUCAGAUAAUAGAUACAAUGGACACAGUGCAGGUAUCAUUGGUUUCGGGAAUAAGAGUUACUCGUUCUUCAACCAGAUAGCCCAGCUAACGAAUUACAGUGCCUUCUCCUACUGCUUCCCCAGCAAUCAAGAAAAUGAGGGGUUCCUGUCGAUCGGGCCAUAUGUCAGAGAUAGUAACAAGCUAAUAUUGACUCAACUGUUUGACUAUGGCGCCCAUUUACCAGUGUACGCUCUGCAGCAGUUUGACAUGAUGGUCAACGGGAUGCGGCUCCAAGUCGAUCCACCUGUCUAUACGACUAGAAUGACAGUUGUUGAUUCUGGCACUGUUGAAACCUUCGUUCUAUCUCCAGUGUUUCGUGCACUAGACAGGGCACUGACAAAGGCAAUGGUAGCUGAGGGGUAUGUCCGGGGAAGUGAUAGCAAGGAGAUUUGCUUCCAUUCCAACGGCGAUUCAGUAGACUGGAGUAAGUUACCAGUUGUUGAGAUAAAAUUUUCGAGAUCUAUCUUGAAGCUACCAGCGGAGAAUGUGUUCUAUUAUGAAACUUCAGAUGGUAGCAUUUGCUCGACGUUUCAACCAGAUGACGCUGGUGUGCCGGGGGUUCAGAUUCUAGGGAACAGAGCAACGAGGUCGUUCAGGGUUGUGUUUGAUAUCCAGCAGAGGAACUUUGGCUUUGAAGCUGGUGCAUGCUGAGGAACUUUGGAUUUAUAUCCACGUCACUUGUUUCGGGACG
Molecule: messenger RNA, 1354 nt
Organism: Brachypodium distachyon (stiff brome)
Lineage: Eukaryota; Viridiplantae; Streptophyta; Magnoliopsida; Poales; Poaceae
Product: aspartyl protease family protein At5g10770
Exons: 2
Coding region: 34-1314 (426 amino acids)
Biological process (GO): proteolysis
Molecular function (GO): aspartic-type endopeptidase activity
Source: RefSeq, a predicted model, not a curated record